Dreissena polymorpha is the source of this 2126-nucleotide messenger RNA. RefSeq lists its product as uncharacterized. The record is from RefSeq and is a predicted model, not a curated record. The coding region runs from base 121 to 996 and encodes 291 amino acids. NCBI's taxonomy places the organism in Eukaryota, Metazoa, Mollusca, Bivalvia, Myida, Dreissenidae. The transcript is spliced from 3 exons.
GAAGUUUAAGUCCAUUGUUACUUAAGACGACUUAUUUCUAUCCAUCUUAAAGACAUAGUUAGUGUUUAGUUGGCUUAAUUAGCCGACAUUUGUUUUCUUCUUGCGGUAAAUUGUAUUAAAAUGGCAGCAAAUAACAAACCAGGGUUGUCUCUUGUGAUAAAUCUAGGGCUCCUCGCUGCAGUCGGUGCUUCAGUGUGUGCAGAUAAUCGAGCUUCAAGUGGAUUGAUCGAUGGUGAUGACGGCAACGCAGUUAACGAUUUCCUAAAGGUGCUGAGGAGAACUAAAAUAUUUAUCUUGAAGGGUGAUAACGUUAACCACAACGGUUGUCGAAAGAGUAUAGGGCAAUUUGUAUUCCGUGAGAGAUUGGAGGAAAACAAUCAAACUUGGACUCUUGACUGUUGGGAACCAACGGAAUGCACUCUUGUCAAAGAAACAGACCAAUACCCGAACACAUUACGACUUGUUCCGAUUGUUAAGAAAUCCUCGAAUCCGUUUAAUUCUUGGGUACGGACCCAAGUCAAUACUGUUCUGUUACCUAUUGACGAACGGAACACUAUCUCGUACACAUUUAUUCCGUACGUUUCUCAACGUAGUGCUAUGUUUGUAACGGCUUUGCUAACGGGAUGCAGUGUCUUUGUUGCGACAUCCGACAUCCCAAUCUGGGAUUGUAACAUCAUUGUUAUGCACGCUAAUUGGUUCUGCAGAUCCGAGGGAAACGAUGAAAAUCACGUUCAGGCAACGUAUGUGCUUCAGCAAGUUCAAGCCACAAACCAACGAUGCAAAUACCAAAUACGACGUCGAUGGUCAGCUGAUUCGAAACGAAAGGCUAUAGAAACCCACAACUAUCAUUACAGUAACAACAUCACGUAUUACAGAGAAAGCGUACGGGCCAAUUUUGUGUAUGGGUACAAUCUUGGAGGAUGGAGGAAGUGGCAAUUCUGCCUGAAGGAGUUGGAUAACAGUGCUCAACAAGAGAAAUGUAACGAAAUUGUUUAGGACAUAUACUUAAGGACUAUGAAAACGCACGGUUCGAAUAAUACAAUAUAUACUAUGAUAAUAUCCUUACACAUUCUAAAUAGCAUAUUCAUUAUUGACAUUAAGACAUAAAAUUAUCUAAAAUUGAGUCGGUAAUAAUGAACUGUCGCACGAUAAAGAAAUUCUCCAAAGAACGAAAGUAACACUUUUUGCUACUUGAGAUAAGAUUGCAGUUGUUAAGAUGAAUCGCAUGUAUUACAUUUUAACUGUGAGGCCAAAUGGCAAGGAUAUAUCAGUCUAUUAGAUCCGCCAGUGGUUGGCACUGACGUUUCUAAGGUUUUAAUGUUGACUUUUCGUAGAAAGCUUCCAGUGAAUGUGUUUCUGAGAAUACCAUUGUUAAGCGUAUUUGGUACGUCAAUCACAUUGUGUUGAAAAGUGUGCGUUUUUAUUUACACAUGAUGUGCUUUAACGGACAAGACUUUAGUGUGCAUAUACAUUUCAACAUUUUCAAACAUUUCCAGCGGUAAAGUUAAUGUUCUAGUUUAUGUACUCUUGGUAGAAUCUUUCAAAUUUCGUUUCCUUGUACAAAAUCCCAUAAAACAUAGGCAUGGGUUUUCAAAGUCCCUUUUAAGUUCAUUUUUUUGCCACUGGACCUCACAUGAGUCCGUAUAUAAACUUGUUGGACCUGAUGUCAUUCACGUUAUAGUUGCUAUCUCAUUAUAAGUAGCAAACAGUUUUACUUUGUACUUUUGGAGCACGGUCUUUAUUGGGGGAUAAUUUCUUUAUUACUCAAUCAAUUUUCAAUCUGUUUGUGUCUAAAUGACGGUAAUAAAUUGGUUCAAGCAUUAUGCACAGAAAUAAUUAUACAAUAAAUAUUUAAGAUGAAAAACAGCACCUAUCCAAGGCAUGCGUUUUCAUAGUCCUUAAGUUUUGGCGUAAAAGUGAUAAAACUUUUAUUUCAAAAUUUUGAAAUCAGAAAGUAACAACUUUAAAUUAUGAUUUGAAACGUCCCUUUAUUUGUUUAUGUCUCAAACGUUAAAUCGAUCAAUUAUUUAUAUAUCCCUGAGUUUAUACAUGUAUUAUGCCACUCCCGUUGCCCUGCUGUUAUAGAUGUUUGCAGAAGAAAGAUCGAAUAAAUAUACAAACACAAA